Messenger RNA from Darwinula stevensoni, 2895 nucleotides. The record is from the annotation of a GenBank genome assembly. NCBI's taxonomy places the organism in Eukaryota, Metazoa, Arthropoda, Ostracoda, Podocopida, Darwinulidae.
AUGAAUUCAACAUCAGCCUUUUUGAAGGAGAAUGCCCUUCACAUUUUUCAUGUUGUGCCAGGCAUCUUUGGUAAUCAGCAGUCUCAGUAUCUGGAGAUGAUCAAGCAGAUGUUGAUUCAUAGCCUAAAUGACAAUGAGUGGGAAGUCCAGCUUGUUGCCACUAAAGCUCUGUCUGCUUUUCUCUUGGACAAUGAAGAGGACACACGAACCAUGGCUGCCUUUGGAGAUGCCUUGCCUUUGAUGCUGAACGUAGUGGGGAAAAGCAUUUACAAUCCUGAAGAGGAUGACACCAUGCUCAAGUGUCUGAUUGACAUUGCUGAGUCAAUACCUAAAUACCUUAGACCACAGGCUCUCCCAGUUAUGGAAAUGUGCAUAAAGAUCUUAGCAGAUCCUGAGAUCACAGAUCCUACUAGGCAUUUAGCUUUGGAAGUUGUGGUGACACUGUGUGAAACAGCCCCGGGAAUGGUGAGAAAGCUUGGGAAAAAGAUUGUCCCUAGUCUGAUGCUAGAAACUCUAAAAAUGGCUUCAGAUUUAGAAGAGGAUGAGGAAUGGAACAAUGCUGAUGAAGCACAAGAUGAUGAUGAGGAGAGCAAUUCUGUUGUGGCUGAGAUGGCUUUGGAUCGAAUUGCCUGUGGACUGGGAGGAAAAACUGUAUUGCCACAUGUCAUGGAAACCAUCCCUGGAAUGCUGUCUUCAUCUCGAUGGCAGGAGCGGUAUGCAGCUCUUAUGGCUAUCUCAUCUGUUGGAGAGGGAUGUCACAAGCAGAUGGAGAGUCUCCUCCCUGAGCUCAUGGGUGGAAUACUUCGAUUCCUCCAGGAUCCACAUCCCAGAGUAAGACAUGCCUGCUGCAAUGCCAUAGGUCAAAUGGCCACUGACUUUUCUCCAACCUUUGAAAAGAAGUUUGCUGACAAGGUAGUGCCAGGUCUUCUCCUCUUGCUGAAGAAUGAUCCAAAUCCAAGAGUGCAGGCACAUGCUGGGGCUGCCUUGGUUAACUUCAGUGAGGAAUGUCCCAAGCCUAUCUUGAGUAUCCAUUUGAUGGAUCUCAUGAGCUGUCUAGAAGAAGUUCUGAGUGCAAAACUCCAGGAAUUGGUCUCCAAAGGAACAAAGCUUGUACUGGAGCAGGUUGUUACUACCAUCGCUUCUGUUGCUGACACUGUUGAAGAUAAGUUUGUCCCCUUCUAUGAUCGCUUCAUGCCUUACUUGAAAUAUAUAAUUCAGAAUGCAAUGUCAGCUGAGUUACGUCUUCUCCGAGGAAAGACAAUAGAGUGUAUCAGUCUGAUUGGUCUUGCUGUGGGAGCAGAGAAGUUCUUGCCAGAUGCCUCAGAAGUCAUGAAUCUACUCUUGAAGACUCAGGGAGCUGUUGGUGCUGGAGAUGCCCCGGAUAUCACUGAUGAUGACCCUCAGAUGUCAUAUAUGAUCAGUGCUUGGGCAAGGAUAUGCAAGAUCCUUGGGAAGCAGUUCACCCAAUAUCUGCCUUUGGUCAUGGGUCCUGUCAUCAAGGCAGCUUCAAUCAAGCCAGAAAUCACUAUGUUGGAUGCUGAUGAAAUGGAAGCUGCUGGAGGAGAUGAUGAUGAUUGGCAGUACAUAUCAUUGGGAGAACACCAGAACCUUGGAAUUCGCACCAGUGGAUUGGAAGACAAGGCCAAUGCCUGCCAGAUGCUUGUAUGUUAUGCUAGGGAGUUGAAGGAAGGGUUUGCUCCAUAUGCAAGAGAGGUCCUUAACCUGAUGGUCCCACUUCUCAAGUUCCUGUUUCAUGAAGGAGUUCGGUCUGCUGCUGCUGACAGUCUCCCAGCACUCUUGGAAAGUGCAAAACUGAAUCCAGAAACACAGGGUCAAGUUGUAGAGAUGUGGACAUAUACAUGUCCAGAGCUUCUGAAAGCAAUCGAGAAUGAGAAUGAAGGUGAGGUCCUUUCUGACCUCCUGGGAUCCCUUGCCAAAUGUAUUGAGGUAUUGGGCUCAGGCUGUUUGAAUGAAGAAGCAAUGAGGGAAAUCUUUAGGCUAUUGGAUAAAACGCUGAAAGAGCAUUUCCAGAAGGCAAGUGAGCGACUACAGCAACGGUCGGAUGAAGACUACGAUGAGGUUAUUGAGGAGCAGCUGCGGGAAGAGAAUGAAGAUGAUGUUUAUAUUUUGACUAAAGUGGCUGAUGUACUCCAUUCCUUGUUCCUUGUUUAUCGAGAGUCCCUCUAUAGCUACUUUGACCAGAUACUUCCCCACUUCGUCCAUCUCCUUCAAUCAGAACGCCCUCCUGCUGAUCGUCAGUGGGGAAUCUGCAUAUUUGAUGACCUUAUUGAAUUCACUGGUCCCUCUGCAGUCAAGUACCGGGAAUAUUUCAUCCAUCCUCUGUUGACAUACAUCCAUGACAACAACGUUGAGGUGCGUCAAGCAGCAGCUUAUGGCCUGGGAGUUCUGGCUCAUCACGGAGGAGAAGCAUUUGCCACCACAUGUGCCCAGGCCAUUCCUCUUUUAACCCAAGUCAUCGCUGCUGCUGAAAGUCGAUCCCCCGAAAAUGCUCCUGCUACAGAAAAUGCCAUUUCAGCUGUUGCCAAGAUUCUCAAAUACCAUGCCUCAGUUGUUGAUGUAAACACCAUUUUACCCAUUUGGCUCUCUUGGUUGCCAACUUAUGAAGAUGUGGAAGAGUCGCCUCACAUAUAUGGAUAUUUGCUUGAUUUGAUGGAAGCCAACCACCCUGUAGUCUUGGGGCUCAAUAAUGCCAAUCUCCCACAUCUUAUCUGCAUUUUAGCCGAAGCCCUCCAUCGGGAAGCAGUUAAUAAAGAAGAUCCGACUUACUUGCGUAUCAAGAACAUUAUCCAUCAAGUCCUCAGCAACAGUGAUUUGGCUCAUGCGUGCUCAGAAGUGCUCAACCAGGACCAGAAGGACGCCUUGCAAAAGCUGUGA